AUGUCCGAUCAUACUACGAUAGAUCCAUACAAGGUCCUGGGGAUCAGUAAGGAUGCAACCAUUGGCGAAAUCAAAAGUGCCCAUAGAAAACUGGUGUUGAGGUGUCACCCAGACAAAAUCAAAGAUGAAGAACAGCGGAAAGAGGCCGUGCCCGAGUUCCAGAGAGUGCAGUCGGCUUAUGAGCUACUGUCGGAUGAGAAAAAACGAGCUGAUUAUGACCUUAAAGUUGAGCUGAAGAAGAAACCAAGAUAUCAUAGUGAGGACGCCGGCUCGUCUUCAUACUAUCGACCUUCAACAUUCACAAAGUCUUACGAGUCGCGGAAUGGAGUUAUUUAUGAGGAGCGUGUCCCUAGAAGCAGUCGCUUCUUUGAUGAAGAUAUUCCUCUUCAUGAGGAGCCUCGACCCACUUCCAGGAAGAAUAACGGGUACGAGAAGAAGCAUAGUACAGAGGGAAAGGAAAAGAAGAAGUCCAGACAUGUCGACCCUCCAGUGUCGGUCCGUUCAAGUAAGGAGCGUGUACGCGAAGCCCGUGAGUCGGUGAAAUCGAGUCGCUCGGACCGCGAAAAACAUAGGGACAAAGAGCGGAGAAAGGACCGUGAACGAUCAGAGAAAUACCCGAAGGCUUUCGUUGUGAGCGAGCCCGACGAUGAAAGUGAUUUAGAUUCGGAUCAUCACUAUUACACCCCAAGAACACCGGAACCUGAAUAUGAAGAUCCUCGAACACGAGUCAAGCCAAGUUCGAGUGAAUCUAAACCAAAGCAGACUAAGGUCGAGGAAUACUCCGAUGAAUGGUCUUCGUCGAAACUAGAUGAUGCCAAAAAGUAUAUUCAACGAUCGAAAAGCGGUGGAUAUUCAUACGACACUGAACGCCGCCCGUCCUCCUCUUGGCCUUCGCCUUCUGCUUACUAUAGUCCGUACGUUGAUACACCCCGACGUUCGUCCGGGAGGACUCGAACCAGGCCCAGUUCUUCAGGAAAGGAUCGCAGGGGGUCUGCCGACGUCUUGGAUCCAUCACCAAAACCCCAAUUCUCCCCUCGGCCUCCUACUCUACAAACUGCUACUUCUGCACCUUCGGGUUUAAGGUUUCCCAUCCCAAUCUCCACUCGAUCCUCUUCAAAACCCCAUCUUCCUCGCCGGUCAGAGACCAUGCCAUUUCCAGGGUUAUCCCGCCGAUCCGAAACUCUGCCGACCAGAACCUCAAAGAUGAGGGAACCCCAAGACUCGGGGUAUUCAAGUCCUGGCACUCCUGAAAUGCACUUAGGAUCGAGCCCCCCAUUGCCCGGUAGAUACACCGUCGUUGAUGAAAGCGAGGACUAUGUAUCUCACCGAGCCGUCCGUAUCGACCCAAGCGCUGGUUUCUACACUCGGAACAAGAGUGUUUCCCCUACCCGCGUUCCACAGAUGCCGAGAUCCAGAACCUACAACUACCCGAUCGAUCCUGUGUCCAUGCCCAUUCGUCACGACUCGUCUAGGUCCAUACCUACAUUGCGCACCACUCCGCCCACGCCAAGCGGACUGGGCCGGGAGGGGCUGUUCGGCGAAGUCUUCCCUGGCGAAUACGACCAUCCCAAGAUAGUCAUCCCCGAGGGCAACAUUCGAUAUUCCCCUAGAAUCCGUGAAGAGGAUAUCAGCUACAGUUAUAAUCCGAGGAAGGGACCUGUGGACCCUAAUGAGUAUCGAGAAACAUAUCCGCGACCCUAUGGCUCGCGAAAGGAGUCAGUUACGUGCUGA
Histoplasma capsulatum G186AR is the source of this 1731-nucleotide messenger RNA. Its product is annotated as DnaJ domain-containing protein. The record is from RefSeq and is a predicted model, not a curated record. Gene Ontology annotation, molecular function: heat shock protein binding. Bases 1 to 1731 code for a protein of 576 amino acids. Lineage: Eukaryota; Fungi; Ascomycota; Eurotiomycetes; Onygenales; Ajellomycetaceae. The transcript has a single exon. Gene Ontology annotation, cellular component: nucleus; cytoplasm.